This is a messenger RNA of Zophobas morio, 4132 nucleotides long. Its product is annotated as proton channel OtopLc-like. NCBI's taxonomy places the organism in Eukaryota, Metazoa, Arthropoda, Insecta, Coleoptera, Tenebrionidae. Bases 322 to 2559 code for a protein of 745 amino acids. The transcript is spliced from 7 exons. Gene Ontology annotation, cellular component: membrane. Gene Ontology annotation, molecular function: proton channel activity. Gene Ontology annotation, biological process: proton transmembrane transport. The record is from RefSeq and is a predicted model, not a curated record.
UAGAAAGACCGCACGAUCGCGUUGGAAGCGCUACGAUGUAAAACAUCGCGAAUUUGCAACAUGAGUGAGAUGAAAGUACAAAUCGUGUGAUGUAGUCUUUUAUGGUUCUCGAAGAAUCAUCUCCGAGCAAAAAUACAAAAUUUGUUUGUUAUUAUUAUUGUCCGAAGGAAUCGUGAUGUGAGUAGAGUGGUAACAGGUUCCGACUGUAGUACCAUUUGGUACUACGUCACGCAGCCAAAAACAAUGCCUUCGAAAAAACUAAGAAUGUAAGCGGAAGUGUGUGUUAAUGCUGGAAUAACAAAUCGAUAGAAAACAAUAACAAUGGAUGAUAGUUCGCCGGAUUUGAGUCUUAAGCUGAGACGGGGGUCCAGCGAUUCGAGGGACUCUUUUUAUAUGGAUUUCGAUAAAGGCAUUGAUUCCGAUAUUGAAGAGAUGGCAACCACUUCCGCUGCUGACCUCGGGGAUACUACUGCUGACACCACAGCAACCCCCACCGCUUUAGGGCACGGCAAAACCGAAGGCGAAAGCUGGCCCACGAUACCACCCCAAAACAUGAGCGGUGGCAGUCGAAGCAGUGCACUUGGGGGCGGCGACCCUCUGCUGCCGUCUCCGGCAUCCCCUUCCGCCGUUAUAGUAUCACCAGAAACGUUGAGUCAUCAUUCUUCUCCGUCAAAAUCAACGAAACAAACCGCACAUGUUCACAUUGCCUCGCCCCCCAAAAUUUUAUCACCUGGCCCCUUAGCCGUCGCCCCAUUAGGCUACCAUCAGCAGUUUCCAGUGAUGAGACGACUUUCACGUGCCGAGAAGCAGAUAGAGUGGAGGCAACUCGGAGCAGACGCUUUGGCGACGACUUUGUCGGCUCUGUACGGGAAAUUAUUGGUGGUGAUGGGAACAGCGUUUCCGAUGGCGGAAGUUAUUUCAACAUACAUUCCUCCAUCAUUUUACGAAGCUUACUAUCUCUAUCUCUACAUCGGGAGCAUGUUCUUUCUCCUCUACAUGUACACGGUGCUGCUCAGAGAUAAAAGAAAAAGAAAACGAGAAGUGGAAGCAAGCAAUAAAAGUCCUAAAAGUGGGAAGGAGGAGAGUAUUACGGACGAAGAAUCCGAUAAUGAUACAGGGGAGACUAGUGCAGAUACGGCCAGUUCGCAAAUAUACAAUAGACCGAGGCGAGCUUCCUUACCAUCGGUGACCAAACAGAACCAUUAUGGAAGUUUUUAUCUGCGCAUGGGGGCUGUCGCUUUCGGAAUUGGAAGCAUGAUAUAUUCAGGACUGGAAUUUGGACAAUAUUUUGAGUUAGAAAGAGACACCAAAUGCCAUAACGUCCUAUUAGCAUUAACGCCAGCGACUCGAAUGGCGUUUAUUUUUAUACAAAUGUAUUUCAUCUUCUUAAAUAACGAGCAAAUGAGGGUGUACAGACACAAAGUUGCAGCUAGAUUCGGUUUGAUGCACAUGAUUGGAACGAAUCUUUCCGUCUGGUUGAACGUGUUGGUGCAAGAAACCAAACACGAAAUCUUGACGUUCUACAACCCGGAAAACAACUCCUUGCGAAUAUCCCAUAGGAUACCGUUCAAGAACAAUAUACUGGGGCUUCCGGCUGUCCCAGUGGAUCAUCCUCCGGAAGCGCACGGCCACCACAUCGUGGCUAGGGGUCUCAAGGGUCCGCAUCAUCUUUACGAGUGUAGACGUACUAACAUAAUAGGUUCCUUAGUACAAGACGCCUCGCCGUUCCUUUUCCCUUGCACGAUAGAGUACAGUUUGAUAUGUGCGGCCAUUUUGUACGUGAUGUGGAAGAACAUAUCAAAACUGCCGCUUAGCAGCAAUUCUAAAGCAAGAACCGACCUUGCAGCCUACAAAAGGAGUCCGCAUCACUACUCCGUCGAUUGUGCCAGAGCCCACAAGGGUCUCUUCGUCGGAAUAUUGCUUCUAGUCCUCACGAUAAUCUCUCUCAUUUUGUUCUUCGUGUUGAUCUCGCGGUCAGAAUUUGUCGGCCUGGCGGUUAUAGAAGUGAACAUUUGCGAGUUGACGCUGUACGCCUUGACCACUCUAGCUGCCAUACUCGGUAUGUGGCAGGUUCGCCAACUCAAAUACGACGGCAGCAAGAAUUUACAAUUAGAUAACAUCCUCCUAAUCGGUGCCCAAACUGGAAUGUUUAUUUAUAGUACUUUUACUAUAAUCGGAGGACAGUUCACCAUACAGAGAAAUACAGUUUUAGUACUGGUGACCGCGUUAGCGUCACUCCUGCAAACCACUUGUCAAACCAUUUUUAUACUGGACGCUUCGAGAAGGAGUUGCGUUACGCCAGAGCAAAUCCGAAGGAAACCCGGAAGGCAAAUCGUAACUUUUCUCUUAGUCACAAAUUUAGCGAUGUGGGCGAUCAACACUUUGGAGAAGUCGCGGGCUGAAUCCCAUCCCAUACAAUUACACUUUUAUGGCUUAUGGGCUUGGACUAUAAUCACGCAUGUAUCGAUGCCGUUGGCGAUUUUCUACAGAUUUCAUUCGACUGUUUGCUUAUGUGAAAUUUGGAAACGUGCAUAUAAAAUCAAACCGACCUACAUGUAGCGGUCGGAAAUUAUCUAGUCUUUUUUAAUACAAGUAUUCGAUUUUUGGAUUUUUUUUUAAGACUGAAGUAUUCCAAGAAUGAUGCUACGAACCGUUUGUGUGUGCGUGUGUUAGGGCAAUUCUGAUUUAUUUUUGCUUAUCUUAGACGAAACAAAUGUUAUUUAUCGAUCAGGAAAAUCUUAUCCAGGUUCGAAUAACGUGUAAGUCGUCUUUAAUUAAAUCUUGUAUUUUAUGACACUGUAUUACGAGUAUAUAUUACAUAACUUGGUAGUUGCAAGACUUCAGGGAAAUUGGAUAUGCAAAAUCCAAUGCAUAUUUUCAAGGAUUUUUUGCUACAUAUCCCCCAAGCGAGCCAUUCUAACCUAAGUAGUUCUCAUAUUAUCCUCUUCAACUUAUAUGUAAAUUUUGUAAGUACGUAAUUAAGUGUUUACAUGGUUGGUUAUCAAGACUGAUACUCCCUUAGGAAUGCUCAAAAAUCAAGCUUUUUCUGUUCAAGUUGCAUUGAUUUUUUUUUAACCAGUUGCAGUAUUUUUGCAAAAGGCUUGGUCAUAUUUUUGGAGGGAUUUAUCCGUAGUUAAACCCUGACAUGAUACGGCCUGUAUUAAGAUUUCCUUCCGCAGACGAAAUAAAUUCGCCUAAUGUAGUAAUGGCUGAAUAAUAAUGUCCUAUUUGACUGUUGAAGUGAUGAGUUGCGUAACAUCCACCUUUAUAGUCAUAAAUCAUAUUAAUGGGUUUACGUCAAGAGAAAUAGUUCACUGUGUUCGAUACAAAGGCCGUGGAAUGUAAAACAGUAGGUAAAUAAUUUACUUUGUAGUCUAGAAACAGAAGUUUGAUCGAUUCGAACAGGGUUAAUAAUAUUCAAAUAACAAUAACGAUUAAUAACAUCAAAUAAUCCAAAACAUAUUUUCGUGUUAGUGUUUGUAGACUGAUAUAGAGUAACCCUCCUUCAUAUCAUCGCUUUGACCUUUUUACACACAAUUUACACGUUUUUAUAACAAUUUACAAGUCCGUCUUCCUAUGACAUAGCCACGAAAAGUACAAAUUCGCAUUAAAUAAAUAAUUCCUAAUUAUUCGCACUGUCCAAACACCACGAUCAGCCUAUUUAAAAUUUAUUAAUCUUUACACAAGAAUGUCACCAAUCCAACCUCCACUUUGCUCAACUGCUUAUCGAUGUAGUAGUACAGCAAACUUUUACCUCUCGGGACAACGAGAUUUUUGUUAUAAUUUUCUGUUGUUGAUCUCGUUGAAAGUAAUAUAAUAAUCUUUUGUUAUGUACAAAUUUUGGGGAACAAUAUUUUGUAGUUUAUAAUACUAGAUGCGUCUUAACGAUUUUGAUAAGGUAUAUCUAUCUAUGAGGUUAAUCGGUAGUUUUAAAUGUUAAAUUUGUGUAUUUGUUUUACCAAAAAAAAAAAAAAUGGUGCCAAUCAGAAUGCUUUUAAAUUUUGUUCUGUGCCAUAUUAGUUUAAGAUUAUUUGAGAAUGUAAAUAAUUUAUUCAUAAAUUAUUUGUUAUGAAUUUACAAUUUUAUUGUAUAUAGAUCUUAUUUUAUUUAUUUAAAUGUUAAUUUUAAUUGC